GUCUCUGUGGGCUCUGCUAGGUGGGGCAUUCCAUAGCUAGGGACGCCGCCACCCAAAACUCGCUCUGGACUUCAGAGUGAUGGAGAACAACACAGAGAAAGGCCUCCUUAAGGUUCAGGUGAGGCACCUGGAAGCAUGGCCUGCACCGCCUCCUCCUCUGCCUCCACCAUCUUUGCCUUCUGCCUCCUGACCAUCUGCCCCACGGACUCCCUCGACCCCGGGCCCGCCGCACCUCCCAGCCUCCCUGAGGUCGGCAACAGCUUCCCGAGCCGGGAGGCCUGGCCGCACCCGAUGAUAAGGACCACGGCGCACCACCGCGGGCAUGGCGGCCUGGGCAAACACGACCGGGCCCAUUAUGGCAUGCCGGCGCCCAGAGGGGGCAGGGAGGGGCCCGGCCUGCGGGUGCUGAGCCGGCCGGCAUCGGUCGACGACCCGGGGCGGACGGACCGGCCGGCGGGCCUCCGGCAAAAGGACGUUUUCCUGGGCUUUGAGUUUCCGUAUCCUGAGCAGGAAAACCAUGCCCCUGGGUCCGAACGGGUGAAGAAGCAGAACCGUGACCACAGGCGACACAGCCGGAGAGACAGGUUGAGGCAGCACAGAGGAAAAGCUUCUGACCCGGGUCCAAGCGCCCUGUACAAGAAACCCGAAAGCUUUGAGGAGCAGCUUCAGACCCUUCACGGCGGGGAGGGGUCUUCGGCCGGCUUGCCUCCCACCUCCUUCCUGGGCCCCACGGUAAAAACAUCCACCGAGGAGCCCCCUGCCCUCCACGCAACGUCCGCCCAGCCUCGGGUGCGAGUCAGGCAGGAAGGCGACGUUAUGCCCACCCUGGACAUGACGCUCUUUGACUGGACUGACUACGAAGAUCUCCGGCCGGAUAUGUGGCCUUCAAUCCGGAAGAAAGACAAACAGCGUGGUAAGAACGGGGGCAACGAAACCACCCCCGCCGAGGGAGAGUCCUGCGACCAUCACCUCGACUGCCUCCCAGGAUGUUGCUGUGAUCUACGGGAGCACCUUUGCAAACCCCACAACCGCGGCCUUAACAACAAAUGCUACGAUGACUGUAUGUGCACAGAAGGCCUACGCUGCUACGCCAAAUUUCACCGCAACCGCAGGGUGACCCGGCGAAAAGGCCGCUGUGUGGAGCCGGAGUCCGCUGAUGGAGAUCAAGGAUCCUUUAUUAAUGUCUAGAAGGGUACCAGGCUGCUUUCUCUGGGCCUGGAAGCAGGAGGGAUUAAUUUAUAACUAGUGUCACCCGGGAGGGACACGGACCAAAUGACUCAGACGCUGUAGGCUAAGCUGGGAUUGAGACAAGUGCGUAACAGGGGCAGGUUUUCAAAAUUCAGUUGCAGUGGGCUGGGGGCACACAGCCCUUCCAACUCAUCGAUUCUACGCUGCUAUGAAAUCCGGAGGCACAAUUCUACAUCUCCCCAAAGGAUUUAGCAGAUUUGGUCUGCUAAAAUUAAGAAUUAAACACUCCCAAGAGGAGCUUGCUGGAGUGUGCCUGUUGCUGCUCUUUCUGAGUCGCUGUUCCUGGCGGAGAGUCCCCUCUUUAUUGGAGGCAGACUCCUCUGGGAGUGUCUGUAUCGGGAGCGAUUGACUACUAUAAGCACACACACAUACACACUCAGUGAGCCAUGGGGCAGAACGAUAAACUUUUGUUGGAAGCGAGAGCAAGGAAUCAGCAAGGGUUGCACCCCUCUCGUGUCAACUGGGAAGUCUGGAGCGAGGAGUAAAUCCUGCAGCCUGAGCUGUCUGCUGCAGGUCUGCUCCUUUGAGACUUUGGCUUGUAUACAGUUGGGCGUACUGACUGGGGUGUAUGUACCAGAACAAAGAGACACCUCAUAUACAUGUGCAGGGACCCAAUCCAAGCCAGGCACUGUUAUAACUGCACCAAUCUGUGCAAAGGACCCCAAAUUCAGAAGGACACAGACAUCACUCAAACGAAGUACCACGAGAAUCUGAAUUUCACACCUCGUGCAUUUGAUCAAGCCAAUUCCUAGUACUUUUGCUUAUUAUCCAUUCGUCUGCACACAUCAAUUUGCUUCUGCUUCCUGUCAGUUGAGAGAAGGUCUGCAAAGUCCUGCCCCAUCUCUUCACCCAGAGGUUCCUGUUCAUUGCCAAGCUUACCUCCAUCAGGUCUAGAAACUUGAAUCCCAGCAGCCAUGGCAUGGCUUAUGAGCACCUGGGUCUUAACUUCCUCCCUCCUUCUCAUCCAGGACAUUGUCUCUUUUUUAAAAUCAAUGAAUCAUUCCCUGCCGGCUUUCAGCGUCUAAUUCAUUUGGUUAGCACCCUCCAAUCUCAGUUAUUUAUCAUUAUUUUAGGAGGAGUUGGGGGGGGGGUCCUUUGGUGGGGGAAGGGGGGGAUAUUUGCCACGUGAAGAGCAUAAGAACGUUUCUGGUUGCAGGGAGUGGAUCGCCUCCUGUUAUCCCUUUAGUCAAUGCCGUGGUGUGCUUGCAUGUUCCUAUUUUGAUGAGAUGUAAAUAAAGAGAUAGUUAUCCUUCACACAA
Podarcis muralis (Common wall lizard) is the source of this 2507-nucleotide messenger RNA. The record is from RefSeq and is a predicted model, not a curated record. NCBI's taxonomy places the organism in Eukaryota, Metazoa, Chordata, Lepidosauria, Squamata, Lacertidae.